Manduca sexta (tobacco hornworm) is the source of this 922-nucleotide messenger RNA. RefSeq lists its product as uncharacterized. Bases 26 to 922 code for a protein of 298 amino acids. Lineage: Eukaryota; Metazoa; Arthropoda; Insecta; Lepidoptera; Sphingidae. The transcript has 3 exons. The record is from RefSeq and is a predicted model, not a curated record.
UUGACAUUGCACCUAAUAUGUCAAAAUGAUUAGAAAAAGUAUAAUAAGUAAAACUACUAUUUCUUGGGUCACUAAAGACAAGAAGAAAUGCGGAUGGAUCGCAAAAGCUGUUUAUGUACAAUGUAUACUAGUAUACAUAGGAUCAGCUUCAAUCCUGAACUGCAUGUGGUCUCCGGACUACGCGACCAUGGACUUCGACAAGUUGGCCCGCAUCAUGUAUCUUUUCGACUCGCAAGCCUGUGGGUACAAGGUUCAGGUCGCGAAGACUGUCGGCAAUCUCAAGUUCAGCAAUAAUACCAGGGGAUUGAAAAUCUACCCUAUUCAGUGGAAACCGGCUUUAGUCACCGUGUCUACUAGGCUAUCAGCGAAGACGAGGAUCUAUAUAGAAAUGAGCCUGUCUCUCCAUAUUAUAUGGAUGAUGAUUACCUUCGUUUUUCAUUUUUUCACUAACAACUCGACAAAAAUCCGCUUUACAAAAAUAAGCCUUGCGGUGUUCUUUUACGCCUCUGUCUUCGUGAUCAUCUUUGACUUAUCCAUGGCUAUCGUCUACGUCUCCCAUAUCAAGCAGAGUCUCACGAAAGGCAUGGUCUUGAGGUACAGCGGCUGGAGUGUGCAACUCCGACUCGCCGCUUACGACGACUUCGCUGGAUGGCUCCCAAUCGGCGCAAGCAUUUGCUGGAUGAGAGGAAUUUUCCUCUUGGGUCUGAACAUUUACAUCUGUAAAAUCAUCUAUUUUAUCCGGAAGAAGAUUAAGAAGAAGGAAGUCGGGAAGAGAACCAAGUUUGAUAGCAACCCACCGAUACCAGAACCUAAGAGUUAUCCUCCCGAUGAUAAGAACAUUCUUUAUUUUCGUUCUGGGGAAAGCACACCGUAUAUUAAAAAGGAUAUUAGAAAGGAUUUUGUCCAUAGAGUAUUUUAUUAA